Molecule: messenger RNA, 2198 nt
Organism: Glycine soja
Lineage: Eukaryota; Viridiplantae; Streptophyta; Magnoliopsida; Fabales; Fabaceae
Product: probable WRKY transcription factor 61
Exons: 5
Coding region: 72-1919 (615 amino acids)
Biological process (GO): regulation of DNA-templated transcription
Molecular function (GO): DNA-binding transcription factor activity; sequence-specific DNA binding
Source: RefSeq, a predicted model, not a curated record
CUUGUUUGCUGACCCAACAAGUAAGAAAGAAAGAAAGAAAGAAAGGAAAAGAAAAGCUCUCUUCUUUGAAUAUGGAGUUUGGUUCAGAAAGAUCUGGUCAUGAAGUCAAGGAUGAGAAGAGAAGUGAAUCUAGUGUUGGAGAUGAAGAAGAUCGUCGUGAACAAGAGAUUGUUACGCAGGAGCCACCCCUGUCUACUACCGAAAGAUCCACAGUGGAGGCUGGGCCAAAUGCUUCUUCCCUAACCAAAAAGGAAGAGGCUGUUGAUGAACUUGAAGUUGCCAAAGCCGAAAUGGGUGAAGUGAUGGAAGAAAACCAACGACUAAAGACGUGUUUGAACCGAAUACUGAACGAUUACCGCGCACUCCAAAUGCAAUUCCACAACAUAGUUGAACAAGAGACAAAAGAUUCUUCUGAUCAGAAAGUGAACAACAACAAUGACCAAUAUCAAAUAGAUGAAUCAAACCUAGUUUCCCUCAGUCUUGGAAGACUUCCAACAAGAAACAAUAAUAAAGUCCCUAAUAAUAAACCAUUGAAAGAGGAAGCAGAAAAAGAAGAUAAAGAAGGCUUGUCCCUUGGAUUAGACUGCAAAUUUGAAACAUCAAAAUCUGGAAUAAGCACAACUGAAUAUUUGCCAAUUCAUCAAAGCCCUAAUAAUAGUGUUGAAGAAGUGCCAAAGGAAGAAGCAGCUGGUGAGAGUUGGCAACCUGGCAAGGGAAUAAAGACAGCUAGAGAUGCUACAGGAGAGGAUGAAGUUUCUCAACAAAAUCCAGCAAAGAAAGCAAGGGUUUGUGUGAGGGCAAGAUGUGACACUCCAACUAUGAACGAUGGAUGUCAAUGGAGGAAAUAUGGACAGAAGAUUUCAAAGGGAAAUCCUUGCCCUCGAGCUUACUAUCGUUGCACGGUUGCACCAUCAUGCCCAGUAAGAAAGCAGGUGCAAAGAUGUGCACAAGACAUGUCCAUAUUAUUCACCACCUACGAAGGCAACCACAACCACCCUCUUCCACUCUCAGCCACAGCCAUGGCCUCCACCACUUCAGCAGCUGCAUCCAUGCUAUUAUCCGGCUCAUCAACCUCACACUCCGGAACAAGGCCUUCCACAGCCAUGACCACCGCAGAUCUUCAUGGAAUGAACUUCUUCCUAUCAGACGGUUCCAAAUUAUCAAAGCAAUACUACCUGUCCCAUCCUGCAGCACUCUCAUCUUCACCUUCACACCCCACCAUCACUCUUGACCUAACUUCCAAUAAUAAUCCAUCCUCAUCAUCUUCUGCUGCUCUUGUUAAAUUCACUUCAAACUCAAACUACAAUAACACACAAAGGUACCCUCUUUCCACAAGCUUAAACUUCAGUUCCUCAGAAUCCAACAAUGCAACAACUUCUUGGAGCAAUAAUGGGUUCCUCAGCUACAACAACACUCUACCAUAUAAUAGCAAUAGGAAUGUGACAAAUGUCCUUAGCAACAUAAACCUUGGAAGACAACAACAACAACCAAUGGAAAACAUCUACAACUCCUACAUGCAAAGGAACAACAAUGUUCCAAUCUCUCCACCACAACAUUCUCUGCCAGAUACCAUAGCUGCAGCGACAAAAGUAAUCACUGCAGACCCCAAUUUUCAAUCAGCUUUGGCAGCAGCACUUACAACAAUUAUUGGUUCUGGAAGCACUACUCAAGGAAACCAUGGUGGUGCAGGGGAAAAUCUGAGUCAGAAAAUGAAAUGGGGUGAACUGUUUCCUUCAUCUUCUUCUGCAUUACCUUCAUCUUCAACAAAAGUCAAUGGUUGUGCAUCAAGCUUCUUGAACAAAUCAGCCGCUAAUACACAACCAGGAACAGCUUUGAUGUUUCUUCAGCCACCUUUGCCUCUUUCUAGCCCCAAAAGCGCUUCUGGGUCUCCAGGAGAUCAUAUAGACAAGAGAAAUUGAUUAUUGGCAUAUUUGAAGAAUGGAUACCCUCUCACAUACAUAUGGGAGAUCAUGUUUUUUCUGUAUGGGAGGUCAUGUUUAAAUCGUGUGUUAAUUUAUUUAUUUAUUGUAGAAUGGAAGAUAGACACAUGAUUUUAAUAUGACCUUAUCAUGUUAAAGUUUGACUAGCUAGGUAGCAAAGUUGGCUUGCAAUUGUGUAAUUAUGAUGGAUAAAUAAUUUAGAGAAUGUAAAAUUAAACAAGAUUGCUGGACAUAAAAUUUCUCCUCUUGAUUUAGUGA